Messenger RNA from Mesorhabditis spiculigera, 1482 nucleotides. The record is from the annotation of a GenBank genome assembly. Lineage: Eukaryota; Metazoa; Nematoda; Chromadorea; Rhabditida; Rhabditidae.
AUGAGCCAACAGCCCGAGGAAACCCAACAGACGGCCCGUGCCUACGGUGUCUACGUUGACGAGAACCAGAAAAUUCACUACGUUAACUGCGCUCCGUCAAAGCGACGAUCGCGUGCCGCCAAAAAAUCGGCCGGCCACCCCGCCUCCAGCCCCAGCUUCUUCACGAGCGUUCGUGAUGAGCGCAGCAUGAAUUGGGCCGUCCAGCUGUUCCUCUUCCAGAUGACGUUUUUUGGGCAAUCAGCGGCGGCGGCAGCCGCCGAUGACCCGCACGGCGGUACGGGAGACACGAUGGAAACGGCGUUCGCCGACGAUCCUCGAGCGCGAGUUAAGGCGCGCGGGAUUUCCUCAGAAGAAUUUGAGCAGCGAAAAGCCCAAUGCCAACGGGCCGAAUUCCGGGACUAUACGGCGCAGGAAGAUUAUUUUCUGCUGGCUGGCGGAGAGGCAAUAUUCUCGGAAGAUCGCGCGGCCAUCCAAGUGGAUAUCCCCUGUCAGCUCGGGACUGCUGAAUUGAGAUUUGACUUCUGGACGAACAGCUACAACGUGACGGUGAAGGUUUGCCAAGAACUGACCGGGCAACAGCCGAUUUGCGAUUACAUGGUGUCCCCGGAAAACCCGCUGAACGUUACGAUACCGGGCUCCGGUGAGCCAUUCCGGUUAUACAUCGAGAGCCGGGGCCUUUCCGAAGAGGCCAUUAUUCUCAUAGAUAACAUCCGCUAUGACGGACAGCUGUGCGAAGUGGACGCUCCAAACAACGGCGGCGCGAAGCCGUUCUCCUUGUCGAUAACGCCGAGUAAACAGCCUGGAAACACUGCGACAACCGCUAAAUCCGAUGCCUCCGUGGAUUUCGAGGUGCUAGAGCCCGGCGAGGCUCCUAUAUUCACGAGCAGCACGGUUUCGGAGAAAGACACGAAAACGUAUCCGAUUUGUCGCGCCCUACCCUGCAAUUUCAAUGAUGGGGCUGGGUGUCACUACAGCAUGACCGGGAUCGGGAGCACGUCGCGGUGGCAGAUCGGCCAAAAGUUCAUCGGAAAUAAAUUGACAGGUGUACACGUUGACGAUUUCAACGAAAUGGCCAAUGAGCGGGAAGCCGGAUACGCCUUUGUCGGCAGCGACUACGAGGGGCUUCAAGAUGAGGUGUUCGUCAUGGAGUCGCCGCGAUUUGCGCAUCGCGAGAACAGCUACUUGGUUUUCGACCUGUUCCUUCGGUCAUUUGGGCCUCAACUAAGGGUAUGUAUCGACUCGUUCGACUACUGCCCCUACUCCAACCCGGCCGUCAACAAGACCAAGUAUUGGUUCGUCGACCAGCGGGUCUUUUUGCCGCCCGGCAUGAAGAAGGUCUAUUUCAUUGCCGGCAAAGUGAAACGGCACCAUUUCCUGGCCAUCGACAACAUCCGGCUCCAGAAGGAAUCCGGCGGCGAUCCGUGCGCUAAUAACGACCCUACGCGACUGUACGACAGCUUCUUGCGGAAAUUGUUGAAAAUC